AAAAGGAAAAACUUACAAGAAGAAAAAGACGAAGGGGGAGGGGCUUCGAUAUGGAUUUCAAUGGCGUAUAGUUUGGUCGAGAGAUACGACGUAUAAAAGAUUUCGGAGCCCCCCGCAGACAGACAACCAGUCGAGCAAGUCGAGUGAGCUAGUUGGAAUGCUAAUCUUACAUUUUCACGCGGAAAAUCCGAACUAAGUCGAGACUACAGAAAAAAAAAACGUGAAGAAGGAAUAAAUAGCGAAUACUUGUUUGGGUCGAAAACAAAAAGGCAUUAGUAGUAAGCUUUCUUCUACAUGCAAGGAGCUAGUCAAUCAAGGGUCGCAUUGUUCUGUCAAAAUAGACGACUUCCAUUAAUCCGUCCAUACUGAUAGGGUGUGUCCUAUUUUCCUAUUUCAAACGUGCAUAAGGCCGGCGAUAAAAAGAGAAUUCUGAAAUUCCGUUCAUUAAGGAAUUGAUUUUACCGAGGGAAAAAAAAAUAUAUUGCAAAGCAAUUUUAAACAGUUGAAAAGCGAUCGAACUGGGGUUUCUUUUGAUAUGCACAGUACACGGAAUAUGCAUCCCUACAAUCGAAUCUCGCCCUUCUUUUGUAGAGUAAAUGAAAUUCUUUUUCUCCGCUGGUUGACUGUUACUAUUACAAUGCUACUACCAUGCAUAGUGGCAUAACAACGUAGCUUCGUAGGCUAUGGCGUGAAUGGAGCGCGUGCCCUAUCUCGACCCUCACGUCAAGAAGAUAAAAAAAAAGUCGUAGAAGCCCAUUGAAGAGUAAAGCAGCAGCAGCAGCAUUUUAUACCGAACUGAAAAUUGUCGUAUACGAGAUGACUAAAGUUGUUGGCCUGCCGAACAUCAAGGGCAGCAGCACAGUGAAGUUAGUCUUCUGCAUAUUUCCAUAAAGAAAGUUGGGCAGCUCUAUCGUAAUGCUGCUAUACUGGGUGUGUGUUGAGAGGCUGAGAAGAGGAUCCUUUCUUUAUUCUCUCUUUUUCAUCUAUGUCCCUCUUCUUCCUCUUCUUCUUCUUAUGGCUAUGUAGUCAGGUCACUUGACGAUGCGAAGGGACACUGCAACACAAAAGAAGACGGCAAACUCGAUUCGCUCUCAAUUCCGUCAGCGAGUGUGGAAGGGACGUGAUCAAGUCGAUUUUAGCGACAACAACCGAAAAAGGGCGCAAACGAAAAAUGGAAAACUAAUAAUAAUGCGUGUACAUGAUGUUUCUUUUUCACAUUUUCAAAUCAAACAGCAAAAGUUAUAUUUCUAAAAAAGGGAAAAAGAUUUGGAAAAAUCCUAAAAUAUAACCAUUCCAAUUUGGAUUUUUAUGAUUUGUGCUAGCGCAAUUGUUGAGCCCGAACUAGCUACUAUAUUGGCCCAAUUCAUCGUAGGUUACGCAUUAAUGAAUGCACGCCACUUUGCUGACUACGUUAUAAUAAAGUCGUGAAUUUUUGCUGUUGCCGCUGCCAUGGCGCGUGCCUCAUUCUUCAUCCUAUUGUGAACUCUUCGAGUUUCUUUGUGUGCGUGUGUCUCUCAAGAGUUUUCACUUCGCUAUUAAAGCUGAUCACGAUAAAGUUUGUUGUUUUUUUUUACUUGACCCCUCCCCCUCCCUACACACAUUCUCCCGUUUUUAUCAUGUUCCACCAAUCACCCCUAGCUUUGUCCUUAAAAAGCUUUUUUUUUUUCAUUCGAUAUUGUUGAUUUCCUUUCUGUGAUAUUUGAGUUUGAAUCCUAGCGAGACACACAUGCUGAUGAUGAGCACGUCAUUUCGAAAUGCAUUUCCGGAGAAUAUGGUGUAUAAUAUCAAGAGAGAAACAGGAUCGAGUCAUAUACAGCACUGGUAUAUCCAAACGGAAUUGUGCGCGCUCCAGGGGGUGGACAUAAAAAACUCCGGGACGGCCAACAGCAGCUGGCCAUAACGAACCGUAAUCAGUGUUUGGAUGGCUUGAGCGCGUGGAGGUGAAUCAAGAAAAAGCCAGUGCAUGUACAUAUAUUUUUUUCUUUUUCUGUUCCUACUGAGAGUGUGUCGAAAGAUUCAAUUUUCGAAGUCACUUGACUGGAGCAGACACGUGCUGGCCAUCAGCUACUUGAGAUAUAACGAAGUAGACUAUGCUCCGGCCUUCCAGAUCGUCUUUUUCCCGCUCGUCAACCGGCGAAACGCGAAAAUUUGAGCUUGACACAGUUAGGUUAACCAGCAGGGACGUUAUUGUUAGGGCUUAUUAUAUUAAUCAAGUGCAAAUCGGUGCAGUGCGUGACAGUGUGUCGCAAUGUUGAUUGGCGUCUGGCGUGAUGCGCGCCGGUCUCAGAGUAGUCGUCCCGCUCGCAAGCGGCUCCCUCUAUCCAUCGAACCUGGCGAGCCGCUCAUUCUGGUCAUAUCGUCGAGUGAAAACGUUCACUCCCGCAACAGCAUAGAACAGCUAGAACUGGCGCACGAGCUGCAGAUAGUUUUCAGACAUGGUGACGGGCGCAAGCCUUUUCCGCCGCGUCGUGCAACCAUGAGCCGAUGCGUGCGCUCGUUCGUUGUCUUCUUCGUCUUUAAUUUUGCACUCGCCUUGUGCUUGUUACCGCAAGGGUCACGAACUUUGGCUAAUGACCAGCUGUCCUCUUCAUCGUUAGUUUCGGAUAGUGCUGUGUCGGAUGAUGGAUUCGUGCAAGGCUGGGACAGGAGAUUAGCCUCUGGUGGGUCUUCAUUGUCGCCGAGUUCAAGGGCCUCAUCGCCUGUUCCACUAAUGGACAAUUCAACCUUGAAAGAGGCAAGUGACCCCUAUGCCGAUAAACGACCUGACCGGAAUGUUACCUUACUACCCAUUUUGGCGCUGCUCGAUUUAUCCUCCAUGGAGGUGAACCGAGGUCAUUGGGAUGGCGACAGCAGCAUCGAUGGCACCUCAUUGUUGAAAACGGCUCAAACGGCCGUAGCUCACGUCAACGCCCGUCAACUGAUACCUGGUUUCCACCUUCAGUUACUAGUCAAUGACUCCAGGUGCGAUUCGGGAGCGGGAGUCGACGCCUUCUUUCACGCCAUUUACACGACUAAGGACUUUUCUUCAUCUUCGUCGAGCAGCACGAAGACAAAAUCAAAGCCCACGACGAGUGUUGGACGUCCAUUCGUUAUGCUUCUAGGGCCACAUUGUUCACACGUUACCGAAAGCGUUGCCAGCGUCACCUCCUACUGGAACAUCGUUCAGAUAUCGCACGCAGCCACGUCGGCUGGAUUGAGUGAUCGCCAGAAAUUUCCAUUCUUCUUCCGGACGGUGGCCGUCGAGUCAGCCCACAACGCCGCUCGACUCGCCUUUUUGCGCCACUUUCGCUGGGACAGCGUAUCGUUUCUCGUCCAGAACGAAGACGAUUAUUCAUUGGUGAUCAACGACUUGAGCGCACUGCUAGAGGACGCCAAUACGUCGGUGUCGAACAGCUUGACCUUCGCUCCCGACGAAUUGACGGAUACGCUUGAAAUUCUCCAAGCUCGCGAUGCCCGCAUUAUCAUCGGCAGUUUCGCCCCGUCCAUGGCGCUCCCAAUCUUCUGUGAGGUUCACCGCCGAAACCUUUACGGCGCCGAUCACGUAUGGAUCCUUCCGGGCUCUGUUUUCAGAUCAGAUCGAUGGUUGGAGCAGUUGCAACACCAGCACGCUAUUGAGUUGUCUAACGGCACCUCUUGCGAUAGUCGAUUCAGCAAAAAGGAUUUGAUGGCUGUUAUCGAGGGCAAUUUCUUCAUGCGAACGUACUCGCACCCUGUCAAUACCACCGAGGCUUUCUUUCCAUCCUUUCAAAUUCCUACCAUCACGAGCGACGAAUUUCACGGCGAGAUUUACGACGCAAUUUGGACGAUGGCGCUAGCCCUUCGUGAGCUGCAGGUUGACUACGUCCGUCAACCGGCCAAAGAAAGGCCGUCCUUGGCCAACUUCAAUUACGGUCGUAAGGAUAUGGCUGAACAGCUGAUGGCCAAGAUAUCAUCCCUCCGUUUUCAAGGCGCCUCAGGUCUCGUGUCGUUCUCGGGAGCCGAUCGAAUUGGAACGACGUCCUUGUUUCAAAUCCAAAAGGGCGUGGCAAGACAGAUCGGACUCUUCCAUCCGGACAUGGGACUGGAAUUGAAUGGCAGCUGGCCGGUCAUGUGGCCACUAGGUCAGCCGCCAGUUGCCACUCGCAUCAUCAAAUAUCGCAUAGAUACCAUAGCACCCACUGCGUUUUAUACGAUGACUUUGCUAGCUAGCCUUGGAAUCGUCUUUGCUCUCAUUUGCUUGUCGUUCAACCUGGUCAAAAGGAAGCUCAAGUAUAUCAAACUCUCGAGUCCUAAGUUGAACAACAUGGCCAUCGUUGGCUCGUGCCUCAUUUACGGUGCUGUGAUCCUGCUGGGUGUCGAUCACGCUACGCUCGUACACGACACAGGUUUUCCCUUUGUCUGUAUGGGUCGAGCUUAUUUCCUAUCGGCGGGAUUCUCACUCGCCUUCGGUGCUAUGUUCACAAAGACUUUCCGCGUCCAUCGCAUUUUUAGCAUGCGCAACAGCCUUCUCAAAAACAAGCUUUUGGCUGACACCCAGUUGAUUGGCCUCAUUCUGGUAUUACUUUUAAUGGACACGUUAGUCAUAGGACUCUGGGUAGCAUUGGACCCAUUCGAGAGGCAUCUCUACAAUCUCGUUAGGGUUGUCAGCUCAUUAGAUCGUAGUGUCGUCUAUCAGCCUCAGGUAGAAGUGUGUCGUUCCAACAGGUCUUCCAUGUGGUUGGGAAUCCUCUACGUCAAAAAAGGGCUACUUCUAAUCGCUGGAGUUUACAUGGCCUGGGAAACGAGGAAAGUUGCAAUUCCGGCGCUCAACGAUUCACCCUACAUCGGCAUGAAUGUGUAUAACGUGGUAUUGACUAGUAUUAUUGUCGUUUUUUGCGAUUCCUUGUUAUCCGACCGGACGACGAUCAACUAUUUAGUGGUGGCGACGCUCAUUUUGACCUCCACUACUACCGCGCUUUGCCUUCUAUUUUUACCCAAAUUUCACGCCGUUUGGCGACAAUCACGGGACGGCGUUCCUAUAGAUCCAAUAUGUCACGGAACGGGGCUGAAAUUAGAGUUUAAUACUAGACGGAUGGUUGUUGACGACCGGAAGGAAUUGUUGACUCGAGCUGAGAUCAUGAAUCGGGUUUACUUGCGCGACAUCGCCAAGUUAGAUGCGGAAAUUCAGCGGCUCGAUCGCAUUUUAGCCAAAGAAUUCAAUUCGAGCGUCUCGACUCUUGAUGAUUACAGCUCAGCGAUUCAAGCGGAAGUGACGCAACUAUAUGCCAUGUUGGAACAAGAUCAAGAUCCGACAGUCAACGUCCGCCCGCCCGUGACAACAUGGGAUCUACCCAACUACUUCAACAAACUGGUUUCGAGGAGUUGCGUAUCUCUGGGCGAUUCACAUCAGGUGAACACGAAUUCAACAAAGACUAAACACCGUGGAAACAAGGGUUCUACAACUGUCGGUUGGGGCUCAGCGUCUUGCUUAAACUGCAGUAGGAACGAUGUACAGACCAAACCUGCAAACAGCAGAAGUUGUAACGUUGGAAUAAAAAACCAUCAAAGCUCGUUGGUCACCUUGCUGAACUUGGCUGUGGACAGCUGCGGUUACGAAACCAUUUAUCAACUGGUCGAUAGAAGUCUGUUGCUUGUUGAGGAAGAUGUUGACAUUCGAGGCACUGUAAGUAUGGCUCAAACAUUUGUAGAAGAAUCGGCUGAUAUCAACAGCAGUCAGGAGUCGGACGACGAAUCAGCCAGUCAAGAAGUAAUCGUAUCAUUUCAAUGGUGAAAUUUAUAUUCAACUGUAAAACAAAUGGUUCAAUCGUCUAAUUAUUCUGGCCGCAAACCGUCCGGAAUCGCGAUCUCAUCAUAAUCUGAAAUUGUUAAAUAAUGAAAUAUCUUAAUUUUUCAAAACCGUAAAAAAAAAAAAAGAGUAAAAUUCAUUUUCUGAUGGAUGGAUUAUUGUUUCGUUGUGAAAUCCAACAGAUCAAUCGACCAAUAAAUAUACCGCACGUCUUU
Molecule: messenger RNA, 5979 nt
Organism: Daphnia magna
Lineage: Eukaryota; Metazoa; Arthropoda; Branchiopoda; Diplostraca; Daphniidae
Product: gamma-aminobutyric acid type B receptor subunit 2
Exons: 18
Coding region: 2249-5749 (1166 amino acids)
Biological process (GO): G protein-coupled receptor signaling pathway; gamma-aminobutyric acid signaling pathway
Cellular component (GO): G protein-coupled receptor heterodimeric complex; membrane
Molecular function (GO): G protein-coupled GABA receptor activity
Source: RefSeq, a predicted model, not a curated record